CUGUGAUGAAAUCAGUGUAACGCAACCAGCUGUUCAUAUGUCAUCUCGAAUUUAGGCGACAUCUGACAUGUAUGCUCAUGUAUCAUCUCUUACUCAGGCGCAUCUGGUCACUUCGCGGCACAUCCGAGCAGCAGGGUGAAGGACAGCCGCUGCGCUCCCUCCGCCCUCAAUCACCCUCCGCUAUUGGCCAGCGCGCACCGGCUUCAUUAUUCCAGUCUCACGGAAGCGCGAGACACUCACUUCAGCACGCGGACGAGAGAGAUUCGCGCAGAACUUCGGGGUUUAUCGCUACGGGAGGGACCUGUUACUGAAGCCAAGGGAACGCACGGCACAUGCAUGAGAGCGGCACACGCGAGCGGCUCCCCGGUUUAGUUGGGGACGCAGGAGAGAAGCGCAGAGAUGAUGGGACGCUUUGGGAAGAAGGGACGAUACUCCUGCUUUGGCUUCCUCGCGGUCCUGAUCCUCCUGCUGCCAUAUGCGAUGGCUAGAGGGUCACGUGAUGGUCAGUCGGCAAUGUCUGGAACGCUUCCUCACUUCCUGCAGGAGCCCGAUGAUGCAUAUAUCGUCAAAAGCAACCCCAUCAAACUCCGCUGCCGUGCGAGACCAGCACUCCAGAUCUUCUUUAAAUGCAACGGCGAGUGGGUCCAUCAGAACCAGCACACUUCUUUGGAGCACAUCGAACUGGGAACAGGACUGAAGAUCCGCGAGGUGAUGAUAAAUGUGUCUAGACAGCAGGUGGAGGAUUUCCAUGGACCGGAGGACUACUGGUGUCUGUGUGUGGCCUGGAGUCAUCUGGGCACCGCCAAGAGUCGCAAAGCCACCGUUCGCAUUGCUUACCUGAGGAAGAAUUUCGAGCAGGAACCGCAGGGAAUGGAGGUGCCAAUCAAUGGCAUGAUCGUCCUCCACUGCCGUCCACCUGAGGGAGUGCCUGCAGCUGAGGU
Molecule: messenger RNA, 941 nt
Organism: Danio rerio (zebrafish)
Lineage: Eukaryota; Metazoa; Chordata; Actinopteri; Cypriniformes; Danionidae
Gene: unc5da
Product: unc-5 netrin receptor Da
Biological process (GO): signal transduction; netrin-activated signaling pathway
Cellular component (GO): plasma membrane; membrane
Molecular function (GO): netrin receptor activity
Source: RefSeq, marked validated